AUGACUCCCAUCCUGACCACAGCCUUGACUGGUCUGCUGCUUGCCGGUGGCGUACUAGCAAAACAUGAUAUUGUGCCGGGCGCAGCCUGGACUGCUAGCAACACAGGUCGCCAUAUCCAAGCUCAUGGCCAUGGCAUCACCUACGAGGAUGGUGUCUACUACAUGAUUGGAGAGGAGAAGUCCGAGGGAUCCAGCUUUCAGGCCGUCAACUGCUACUCGUCUACGAACUUGGUUGACUGGGACUUUGUGGGCAACCUAAUCAGCCGAGACGACAGUGAGCCUGAUCUUGGGCCGAACCGAAUCAUUGAGCGUCCCAAAGUUCUCAAGAACGAUCAGACGGGGAAAUACGUCCUGUUCUUGCACGUGGACUCAUCCGACUACAAAGAUGCGCGCGUUGGCUGGGGCACCGGCGACACCAUAUGCGGCGAAUACAACUACCUCGGCAGCUCAAGGCCGUUGGGCAAGCAAAGUCGUGAUAUUGGCGUCUUCAAGGAAGAAGACGGCACGGCUUAUCUUUUGACUGAAGAUCGUGAAUAUGGAACCCGCAUCAUGAGACUCUCCGAGGACUACCUGUCCGUGGAAGAGAUCACCAUGGAGUGGGAGUAUUUUGCUGAAUCUCCUGCCAUGGUCAAGCGCGGCGGCACCUACUACAUUUUCGGGUCACACCUGACGGGCUGGAACCCCAACGACAACGUGUACAGCACCGCCCAGAAUCUGUCCGGGCCGUGGACUGAGUGGACCGAGUUUGCACCUGUGGGAACAAACACCUACUCCAGUCAAGUAUCAUUCGUCCUACCUCUUGGCGACGACAAUGCCAUCUACAUGGGCGACAGGUGGUUUCCAAACAACCUGGGUGCUAGCGAGUACAUCUGGCUGCCCCUCCAGAUCGACGGCAACACCGUCCGUCUGGACUGGUACGACAACUGGUCUGUCGACAUGGAGGCGGGGACGUGGCAGCCAGGAUUCCCGUACGCAGAGUACGAAGCGGAAGCCGCAGAGCUGUCCAACGAGGCCAGGCUGCUCGACUGUGGCGGGUGCAGCGGCUCCCAGAUGGUGGGCUACAUUGGGGGUCCCCAGGGCGGGACCGUAUCUUUUGACGUGGAAGCGGCAUGCGACGGCGACGUGACCUUGGUGCUGAAGUAUCGCAACGGCGACAAGGUCACCACCACGACGUUUGGGGCGCGCAAUGCCAUUGUCUCGGUGGGUGGCGUAGAGCAAACUGUCGACUUCCCCUCGACUAGGCACAAGGGCGGACAGACGGCCGAGAGUGUUGUCCAAACUGCGGUCAAGGAGGGCAGCAAUAUUGUGGCCGUUUCGGGGGCUGAUGGCUGGGGCCCAGACCUUGACGUUCUCCUGGUUCCAGGGUUAAGCUGUGGUUCUUAG
Molecule: messenger RNA, 1383 nt
Organism: Emericellopsis cladophorae
Lineage: Eukaryota; Fungi; Ascomycota; Sordariomycetes; Hypocreales; Bionectriaceae
Exons: 5
Coding region: 1-1383 (460 amino acids)
Biological process (GO): carbohydrate metabolic process
Molecular function (GO): hydrolase activity, hydrolyzing O-glycosyl compounds
Source: RefSeq, a predicted model, not a curated record